AUGGAUACCUCGUCUGACAGCUCAGAUCCUGAUGUUGCAUACGAAACAGUCACGCCAAAUGAAGUUGAGCGGCUAGUGGGCUUCCCCAAACAUGCUUCUUCGACUGAUUCGGAAGAUGGAAGCGAUCUUUCAUUCCAAAAUAGCGACAGCCUUGAGAAUGGCCUUCCUCCCCUCAAGCUUACCUCCAACUCUGAUCACUUGAAGAAUCCUAUUGUUUACCAGGACAAGCAGGUAGGAGAGCAACACUUAUAUGCACGCUCCAAAAAGUCUCCUUUACAGGAUAAAACCAAUGUAUAUGCAAACGAGCAAAAUCCAUUUAGAGAUGAUGGGCACAAAUUGGGCAUGGGCAAAAGGUUGCUGGUAUCAGACUUGGUCAACCACUUUGAUAAAGAGGCAUUUGCGGAUCCCAAAGUCAAGUUCAUCAGCCAGAGAAAUCAGGCUCGUCCGCUAUCACGCAUGCCGCCUGAGCUGAAAUUCGAUAUAAGCGAUGAUUCUUUGCCGAGCAGCAAUUAUAAAUCAUUUCCAGCAUAUGAUCCACCUGCUACUUCAUUUCAUCCAAAAGCGCUUCAACACCCUGCACCCAAUGAAGAUAGUGGAGACAUCAGCAGCAAUGUCAGUUCUGCAAAAUUAUGGCGACCAUCUCAAGAAUAUCAUCCAAGCUCCCAUCAAAAAGAGAAUGCCUGUCAUCUCAACACUACCACCACCAAAUAUCCCGUGACAUCAACUUUAGAACAGCAUCAGGGUAGUGAGUUGCAAGCCUCAUCCGAAUACUACCAUUUGCUAGUGGAAAAAGACAAAUUUGAUCUGCGCUACCAGAACUUGCUCUCCGAGCACAAUAGACUCAGAGAAAGAUUCCUGUGUAUGCAAGAGGAGAGUGAGAAACUAAAAGCUCUUUCACAAGCACUCAAUGAGGAAAGAAUACGUGAACUGAAACGGUACCAAGAGGCAAAAGGCUUCUACCAAUCGCUAGAAAAGAAGCAUGAUGAUGAAUUUGAAUUGCUAGCUAAAUUCAUCAGGAAUGCCUUCGAAGAUAUAAUAGGAGUACCGAUUGAUGGAUAUGACACACCGAAAAACAAUAAAUCUCACCACACCCAGUGUGUCAAACUUUUGGAAAUGCUGCGAGUUGCAAUCAGGACGAAAGAACGCAUGGAAGUGAAAAGUCACGCUUCUGACAUCCAGAUGCUCAGAAGAAGAAUGGAACAUAUGGAGCUGGAUUCCAGUGAGAUAAAGCAGCAGCUUCGAUAUGCUAGUAAAUGGCUUGAGGCAACCUACUGUUCUCUUAUAGGAAUAUUGGGGGGCAGUGUAUUUGUACCCGACAAAGAGGUCCUGCUCACCGAGAACAAUAUCCAGCAGAAAAUACAGAACGGCGCAGACAGAGAUGCCGAGUGGAUACACAACGGAGUCAUUGCUGCGUUGAUACGUGAGUUGAAUGAUAGAUAG
Molecule: messenger RNA, 1440 nt
Organism: Ogataea parapolymorpha DL-1
Lineage: Eukaryota; Fungi; Ascomycota; Pichiomycetes; Pichiales; Pichiaceae
Exons: 1
Coding region: 1-1440 (479 amino acids)
Source: RefSeq, a predicted model, not a curated record